This is a messenger RNA of Mangifera indica (mango), 784 nucleotides long. RefSeq lists its product as uncharacterized. The transcript has a single exon. The record is from RefSeq and is a predicted model, not a curated record. The coding region runs from base 11 to 598 and encodes 195 amino acids. NCBI's taxonomy places the organism in Eukaryota, Viridiplantae, Streptophyta, Magnoliopsida, Sapindales, Anacardiaceae.
AUGAACUCUCAUGGAAAUGCACCCCUUUCUCAUCUAUAUAUACAAACACUCUUCACAACCAAGCCGAAAGAAUUCCAAAAUGGCUAACCUCAUGAAGAAAUCAUCAAAGGAUGUUAUUGGAAAAUCCAAGUCCGAUACAAUUCACUGCAAAAAGCACCCCAAACACAGGCAAUCACCUGGGGUUUGCUCGCUUUGUUUGAAAGAAAAGCUCGCCAAGCUAUCAACUUCAAGCUCAUCUCGUGUUUAUAGUUCUACAAUGGAGUCUUAUUCAUCUUCUUCUUCAUUGUCAUCUUACUAUUCGUCUUCAGAAGCUUCUUCUUGCGCUUCUCCAAUGCAUCGGCAUCGUUUUACAGAGGGGAAGAAUAAUAAUAUUAAUAUUUCCUUGUCCACUUUUUUGUUGGGUAGUAAGAACGUUUUGACAAAGAGUAGAUCAUUGGUUGUUGUUUCAAGAACAAGAAGAAAAGAGGGUGAUAACGAUGAUAACAAGAAGAAGAAAGGUGGGUUCCUGUCAAAGUUACUUCGGCCAAGAAGUAAUAAGAAGAUGGAAGCCGGUUUGGUGCAUUCUAGGACUGUAAGAGAGAUCGUUGUUACCAGCUGAGUAAUUCAUCAUGGAUUUAUCUUGUUUUUUUUCUGUAUAAUUUUAUCAUUCAUUUGGUUUUCUUGAUAGAUUAGAAUAUAGUUCUGUAUUAAACUUGUACAACAAAGAAAAUAUAAGAGUGUGGAUCGAAUCAAUACAAUAAUAUAAAAGCCCGCGGAAAAAGAAGAUUUAUGUUUUGUGUGUGCA